AUGGCCACCUACAAAGUCAAGGUGGCCACAGGCAGCGACCUCUUGUCAGGGACAUUGGACUGCAUCUCACUGACCAUCGUGGGGACGCAGGGAGAGAGCCAUAAGCAGCUACUGAACCACUUUGGACGAGAUUUUGCAACAGGAGCAGUGGACGAGUACAGUGUGCGAUGCCAGCAGGACCUGGGGGAGAUUGUCCUCAUCCGCCUGCACAAGGAGCCCUCCUCCUUCUUCCCCAAGAACUCCUGGUACUGCAACUACGUGCAGAUCUGCGCCCCCAAUGGCCGCACCUACCACUUCCCCGCCUAUCAGUGGAUGGAUGGCUACGAGACCCUGGCACUCAGGGAGGCUACAGGAAAGACAACUGCGGACGACACGUUGCCCAUCCUCCUUGAGCACCGACGGGAGGAGAUCAGAGCCAAGCAGGACUUCUACCGCUGGAGGGUCUUCGUUCCCGGCCUGCCCAACUACGUGCACAUCCCCAGCUACCGCCCUCCCGUGCGCCGGCACCGCAACCCCAACCGGCCCGAGUGGAAUGGCUAUAUCCCGGGAUUUCCGAUUCUCAUCAACAUUAAGGCCACCAAGUUCCUGAACUCAAAUCUCCGGUACUCCUUCAUCAAGACGGCCUCCUUCUUCUUCCGCCUGGGGCCUAUGGCUCUGGCGUUCAAGCUCCGCGGCCUGGUGGACUGCAAAAGGUCGUGGAAGAGGCUGAAGGACAUUAAGAAAAUUUUCCCUGCCAACAAGUCUAUCGUCUCCGAGUACGUCGCAGACCACUGGGCAGAGGACAGCUUCUUUGGGUACCAGUACCUUAAUGGCAUCAACCCAAGUGUCAUCUGCCGCUGCAAGCGGAUCCCAGACAAGUUCCCUGUCACAGAUGACAUGGUAGCGCCGUUCCUGGCUGAAGGGACGUGCCUCCAAGCAGAGCUAGAGAAGGGGAACAUUUACCUGGCAGACUACCGCAUCUUGGAAGGCAUCCCCACCGUCGAGCUCAACGGUCAGAAGCAGCACCACUGUGCCCCCCUCUGCCUGCUCUACCUUGACCCUGAAGGAAACAUGAUGCCCAUCGCUAUCCAGCUCAGCCAGACCCCCGGGCCUGAUUGCCCCAUCUUCCUGCCCAGUGACUCUGAAUGGGACUGGCUGCUGGCCAAGACGUGGGUGCGCUAUGCUGAGUUCUACUGCCAUGAGGCCAUCGCCCACCUGCUGGAGACCCAUCUCAUGGCCGAAGCCUUCUCCCUGGCCAUGCUGAGGCAGCUACCCAUGUGCCACCCCCUCUACAAGCUCCUGGUCCCCCAUACCCGAUACACUAUCCAGAUCAACAGCAUUGGGCGGGCCCUGCUCCUCAACGAGGGGGGGCUCUCUGCCAGGGGCACGUCUCUGGGCCUGGAAGGCUUUGCUGAGGUGAUGGUGCGGGCUCUGUCAGAGGUCACCUAUGAGAGUCUCUACCUCCCCAAUGACUUUGUGGAGCGUGGGGUCCAGGACCUGCCCGGAUAUUAUUACCGUGAUGACACCUUGGCUGUGUGGGACGCGCUGGAGCGGUAUGUGACAGAGAUCAUCACCUAUUAUUACCCGAGUGACGCUGCCGUGGAAGGUGACCCGGAAUUGCAGUGCUGGGUGCAGGAGAUAUUCAAGGAGUGCCUGCUAGGACGUGAGAGCUCAGGCUUUCCAACAUGCUUGCGAACAGUGCCUGAGCUGAUCCGGUAUGUCACCAUCGUCAUCUACACCUGCUCUGCCAAGCACGCAGCUGUCAACACAGGGCAGCUGGAGUUCACCUCCUGGAUGCCCAACUUCCCGUCAUCCAUGAGGAACCCACCCAUGCAGGUUAAGGGGCUGACCACUCAGGAGACCUACAUGGACACGUUGCCAGAUGUGAAGACCACGUGCAUCAUCCUGUUGGUGCUCUGGACGCUCUGUCGGGAGCCUGAUGACAAGCGGCCCCUGGGCCACUUCCCUGAUAUCCACUUCGUGGAGGAGGUCCCGCGCAGGAGCAUAGAGACGCUGCGCCAGCGCCUGGCUCAGAUCUCGCACAACAUCCGCCAGCGCAACGAGUGCCUCCCCAUCCCCUACUACUACCUGGACCCUGUGGUGAUCGAGAACAGCGUUUCUAUCUAGAAAGCCCUUUCCAGGCUCGCCUCUCCGGCCCUGGCCCGCCUAUUUUCAAAAUAAAAACAAAAAACAAAAC
Messenger RNA from Loxodonta africana (African savanna elephant), 2176 nucleotides. It is a transcript of the gene ALOX12B, whose product is annotated as arachidonate 12-lipoxygenase, 12R type. Gene Ontology annotation, biological process: lipoxygenase pathway; arachidonate metabolic process; hepoxilin biosynthetic process. The transcript has 15 exons. Gene Ontology annotation, cellular component: perinuclear region of cytoplasm. NCBI's taxonomy places the organism in Eukaryota, Metazoa, Chordata, Mammalia, Proboscidea, Elephantidae. Bases 1 to 2106 code for a protein of 701 amino acids. Gene Ontology annotation, molecular function: protein binding; arachidonate 12(S)-lipoxygenase activity; iron ion binding. The record is from RefSeq and is a predicted model, not a curated record.